AAGUAGAGGGAUCUAAGACUGGUAUUGUUCUGCAUGCUGUUCUGUAAAGCAGACCAAUACGUUACUGGAAUAUUUAUCAGAAGAUUGCUAAGGUCCUGGCAGUCAGACAAGAGAAUAAAUUGACUGCUGUCAAGCGAAAUUCAAUUUCUUCAUGGAGGUAUCGUAUUAUGCAACAGAUUAUCCAGAUUACCAAUUUAAUGACUCUUUGGAUGAUUUCGAUUAUGUCUCUAAAAGUCCGGAUGCAAAAUAUGAGAUGAAUCACAUAAAUAUUGUAUCAACUGUACUUUACAGUAUAAUAUUUCUUCUUGGAACCAUUGGAAAUGGCCUUGUCAUUGGUAUCAUUGCAUUAAAGUUGAAAAAAUCAGUCAAUACCAUUUGGCUUUUUAACCUGGCAAUUGCUGACUUUUUAUUCACAUUUUUCUUACCUUUAACUGUGACCUAUGUAUCUAUGGAUUACAACUGGAUAUUUGGAAAAGCCAUGUGCAAACUGAAUUCUUUUUUGCUUAUUUUGAACAUGUUUGCCAGCAUACUCCUGUUGACUAUUAUAAGCCUGGAUCGCUGUAUAUCUGUAACACUUCCAGUCUGGUCCCAAAAUCAUCGUUCUAUUAAAUGGGCCAGAAUUCUCUGUGCAGUGACCUGGAUUUUUGCCUUUUUGCUGGGUUCCCCUUCCUUAAUUUUCCGUGACACUACAAAUAGAAACGGCAAAACAGUUUGUUUCAACAACUUUGCAUUCUUAGCAAAAAAUCAUUACCAGGAAUCAAUACAUAAAGCUGUUACUUUUGUACGAUUUCUGUUUGGCUAUACUCUUCCAUUAAUAGUGAUUAUAUCAAGUUACAUCAUUAUUGUCUACAAACUCAAGAAAAAUCAUAUCACUAAAUCUUCAAAACCUUUUAAGAUUAUAUUUAUCAUCAUUCUGGCUUUCUUCAUCUGUUGGACACCAUACCAUGUGAUGCAUAUUUUGGAAUUUAAAUUAAAUCAGAUACCCCUCUCCAUAUUUCGUAUUGGCUUUCCAUUUGCAAAUGUUCUGGCAACCGCCAACAGCUGCAUUAACCCUAUACUAUAUGUCAUUUUGGGCCAGGAUUUUAAAAAGUUUAAAAUGAGCAUUUUAUCCAGACUUGAUAAUGCUUUAAGUGAAGAUACAAUGCACUCAAGAUUCACACAGAGGAGCUUUUCACGGGUUUCUUCAGUUCAAGAAAAAGAGACAAUAUUACACUGAUAUUUUCAGUAUUUCUGACAUAAAAAUUAAUUUCUGUGCAAUAAUUAGAUUACAUAAUUUGGGAGCAAUGCCUGAACUUGGUAAACCUUUACUUUAUCCUCUGCCUGUCUAGUUCAAUAUAUAAGAGAUUACAAAUGAUGAAUUAUAAGGUUUAAUUUAAAUUAUAAAUAAAUGAUUAUAGGUGGGGUGGUGCAAUUUUUUAGCAAAAAUAAAAAGAAACAGUAUUUUAGAAGAUGAAUAAAUGUUUAUGAAAAUUAUGAAAUGAAAGAAUAAUGUUCUUUAUAGAUUAUGUUUUUACUUAUUAUAUUGUGGACUUUUCUCUAAACAUUCUUUGUACUUUUUCAGAGUGGAUUCUUAUCUAAAGUCGAUUACACUGUCAGUCAGGAGUAAAACGUGUAUAUUGGCACCUUAGCACUAUAUUGCAAAUGAUCUGCACAUGAAGGAAUUUUUUAAAAACAUUUAAGUGGUAGUUUUUUUUACUAUGUGGAUAGUUAAAGUGGGAAGUUCAAAAAUCCAAAUUAGAGGACCCCUUAGUAAUUUUAUUAAUUAAUUCUGAGUAAUGUUCCUUCAUGUAUUUAUAUGUUUGCAUGAAAAAACUGAUGUAUAUAAAGAUACACAUAUAUUAAUUAAUAUCAAUUAUCAAUAAAACAGAGAAAAAGGGGGGUGCUAACUGUCAGUCAUAAGUAGAAGCAAAAGAAGGAGAAAAGUUUGGGGACAACAUCUACUUCUAUAGUUGCUAUUAUAGCGAUAUUGGCUCAUUUUUUGGGUUUUUACCCUGAUGUAUACCGUAGUCACACAGAACUGUGCUUACUUUUGCUCCAAUAUUGCAUUUUGUAGAUACAUUGUGGCGGGGUCAAUCCCCCUUUUUAGGUCAUUUUCCUUGCAAUUCGUGAGCUUGUACUUUGUUUGCACUGAACUGCGUGGCUUACGGUUUCUAAUAGUAUUUAUAUUUUCUUAGUGGAUGUUGUUACCCUGUGUACGUAUUUAAUCUAAGUUUUAAUGCACUAACACUGUAUUCACAAUAUUUUAAUCUACCUUUAUUAAAUGUUAAGUUUUAUUAGAUCCCGGAUUCAGGUGAUCUUCCUUAUCAACACAAUUAUACAUUAUUAUUUCAGUACUCAUGAGUGUUGUUAUACUGUCAUUUUUCUCCUUCUUUUGCUUCUAGUUUUUUUUACUAUAAUUUGCAAUGUUUUGCACUCCAGGAACACACCCUUUGAAAAGCCUCUUGAGUGUUGUUUAUUAUAUAUUUUCUGCUGUCGCCUAUUGCAGACAGAUAUAAUUGUCUCCAAUACAAGCGAUAACUCAAGGCAGCUGACAACAAUCAUAUAAACUGAAUGCUACACUUUUUCUUAACAGCUAAAUAUGUGUCAUAAUAUUAACAUAUUUUCCAGCAGUGCUUAGAUUUAUAUUUUGAAGCCCAUUUAUUCUUCAAUAAAUUAAUCACUUAUGUGCUCUAACUCUGUUUCUCUGUGACAUCCUUAAAUGGACAUUGUACUAUAAAAUGGUAUCCCCCUUUAAUAUGUUCCCAAUGGUUCAGUUUACCUGCUGGUAUCUAUUUAAUUUAUUGCAAACAGCUCCUUUAUCUUUAUUUUGUUAUUUUAAAUAUAUACCAUUGCCUGUUGUUUCCUGUCUAUACUGAGAAUAUGAGUAACAUAUGUUUUAUCUUUAGAAAAACUAGGUAAACAGGAGACAAAAACACUAAUUACCUCCUAGUGGAAGAUAGGAGGAAGAGAGAGAUUUUGUAUCCAAAAUAGCUGGUUGUGUUCAUUCAAUUCCAGCUAUAAUUACCAUUUCUAUACCUAGCAUAGAUAGCAUUAGCAGGUCGACUUUACUUGCAGGCUUAGCCCAUUGUUUUCGACAUGCUCUGGGGAGCAACAGAUUAAUAUUUUAAUGAUUAAAAGCAGUUAUUUCAAAUACAAAAUAAACAUGAAGAAACAGUUUUCCAUAUAUUUAACAGUUGGUAUAACAAGAGACAGUGUAUUUUAAAAUUUGAUUUUCCUUAUAGGUUUCCAAUAACAAUAAUAAUAAAUUGUUCCUUUAGGUUUUUUUUUUUAACAUGAACUAGCUGGUUUUGCUCUUUUAAACCACAACCCAUUAAUAUUGGAUGAGCUUGCAUGGAUAUAAAAUCUCCUUACAUUAUCACUCCCCCCACCCCCCCAAAGCCUUCUAUGGUAUUUAUGGUAUCUCUACUUAGUAGAAAUGUGCAGCCAAGAAAAAAAAAUUGGAUGAAAUUUUCAUUCCUAAUAUCCAGGGACAUUUGUUUCCUCUAAUAUUCGGUGGCUGCACUAUUCGGUAUUUGUUUUGUUAAACAUUUUAAAAUGAAUGUAAAUGGUUCAAAGCUACAGGUGAAAGGUUCCCAUGUAGUUACAAUACUUACCUUAAUAUGCUCUGUGGAGCAUGGAGAGCGCACUUAAGUAAGUGUUAACCCCUAAAAAUAAUAAUAAAAUAAACAUAUGAAUACUGAAGGUUUUUCUCAAAUGUUUUAUUUUAUGAUUUAGACAGAGCGUGCAAUUUUAAAUAACUUUCCAAAUGAAUUCUAUUAUCUAAAUAGUUGUGUUCACUUAGUAUAAUAUCCCUUGUUGAAAAGUAUACCUAGGUAGACUCGGAAGCUGCUGAUUGGUGGCUGCACAUAAAUGCAUCUUGCCAUUGGCUUCCAGCUCACUGACAGUAGUAGGAAAACCAAGAGAAUUAAGCAAAUUAAAUAAUAGAAGUAAACUGGAAAGUUGUUAAAAUUGUGUGUUCUAUCUGAAUCAUGAGAUACAUUUUUUUAGGUUUCCUUAAAACAAAACGAGGGACAUGAAAAAAAUAAAUAAAGGGACAUAAAACCCAAGUUUUUUCUUUCAUUAUACAGAUAGAGCAUACAAUUUUAAACCACUUUCCAAUUUACUUCCAUUAGCUGGUUUACUUCAUUCUCUUUGUAUCCUUUGUUGAAUAGCAUAGCUAGAUAGGCUUGGGAGCUUGAAGCUAUCGGCUGAUUGGUGACUGAACUUGUAUACCCAUUUUCAUUGGCUUACAAAUGUGUUCAGCUAGCUUCUAGGAGUGCAUUGCUGCUGCUUCAAUAAAAGCAAAAUUGAUAACAGAAGUACAUUGGAAAGUUGUUUAAAAAUGUAUAAUAUAUCUUAAUCAUGAAAGAAAAAAACUGGGUUUCAUGUCCUUUUAAUUUUCUUUGAGCAUUCAUUUAGAUUUUUGUUUCCUUAAAACAAAACAAAAAUCUGAUUUCCUUGACCAAUGUGCAUUCAUCUGAAAACAAAUGCACAACUAAAGCUUAACAUCCCUAUUACCCUCAAUGUAGAGCGUAAUUUAUUCUCCUGGUUAUGUUUACUCUGCUUUUUCAGUAUAGGUGGGGAUACAACAGGCAAAAACUGCAAUUUCCAAUGACAAAAUAAAGCUAAAUAAUUUAUUUGUCAAUUAAAUAUUCUCCAACAGGUAAAUAGAUAAUUGGGAACACUUUAAAGAGGAGAACAUUUUAUAGUACACUGUCCCUUUAAGCAGAAAUACAUUUUAUAGUCCAGUGUCUCUUUAACAAAGGCCCAUAAUUGUCCUUAUAACUGGGUGGAGAAUCUCUCUUAUUAUUUAAUAACAAUGGGCAUUAUAUUUUAAAGUCAGUUUACUUUGGACCUGAGUAAAGAAGUUUGAAUGUAAAAGCUAAAUAUAUAACUGGUGAUUUUAGUCAGUAGAAAUAAAUGACUUAUUUGUACAGAUGAUUAUACUGAUAUCAGUUAAUUGGAUUCUCAGGCCAAUGGCAAAAGCAGUAUGAGAAAAUAUAUAUAAAAAAACUAAUCCUUCAGACAUGCUUUUAUAUAAUGUGUACUUACUGUAUAUACAGCCUUUUGUCAUGCUGGGUUUGAUUACACACAACUUAUAAAGAGUCUGAAGAUUUAUUUUUUUCCAUUAAAAUCAUCUUUGAGAUUUUUAGUGAUUUUUUUUAAACUCCUUUUCAAUAUUGCCAAAGGCAUCCAUUAAAGAUUACAGGAUCCAACAAAGUGAGAUUUUAAAUGCAACUUUGCAGAGAGUCAUUCAGUCUUAUUUUUUUUAUUUUUUUUGUAGCACUUGGGUGUAGAAAAGCUUAAUAGAAAUCUCUGCUGACCUUGAAAAACGUGUCUGUCACUUGCACAUACUUUGUUGUAGCUUAGGAAACAAUCUGUUUUAGAUGUUAUAGUAAGAAUCUUGUCAAGACCAAAAGUAACUAUUAAUGAGUUACACAAAAUGCUCAAAUGAUGUAACAGAAAUUCAUAUAAAUUACAUAUUAUUAAAAAUGUUAAAGAUC
Bombina bombina (fire-bellied toad) is the source of this 5483-nucleotide messenger RNA. RefSeq names its product chemerin-like receptor 1. Lineage: Eukaryota; Metazoa; Chordata; Amphibia; Anura; Bombinatoridae. Gene Ontology annotation, biological process: phospholipase C-activating G protein-coupled receptor signaling pathway; regulation of calcium-mediated signaling; chemotaxis. Gene Ontology annotation, cellular component: plasma membrane. The record is from RefSeq and is a predicted model, not a curated record. Bases 152 to 1216 code for a protein of 354 amino acids. Gene Ontology annotation, molecular function: G protein-coupled receptor activity; complement receptor activity. The transcript is spliced from 3 exons.